Molecule: messenger RNA, 561 nt
Organism: Ictalurus furcatus (blue catfish)
Lineage: Eukaryota; Metazoa; Chordata; Actinopteri; Siluriformes; Ictaluridae
Product: lysozyme C
Exons: 4
Coding region: 45-473 (142 amino acids)
Molecular function (GO): lysozyme activity
Source: RefSeq, a predicted model, not a curated record
GGCACAGAGAAUUCUUCAGUGAUUCGGUCUCGAACUGUAGCACAAUGAAGGCUUUGGUGUUCCUUCUGCUCCUGGCGGUUGUAAGCGCUAAACGGUAUGAUCGGUGUGAGCUGGCAAGAGCCAUGAAAGCAUAUGGCUUGGACGGGUAUCGUGGCAUCAGUCUGGCUAACUGGGUUUGCUUGGCCAAACAUGAAUCUGGUUACAACACCAAAGCCAUCAACCACAACACUGAUGGAUCAACGGACUAUGGCAUUUUCCAGAUAAACAACCGUUGGUGGUGUAGCAAUGGAAGCUUCCGUAGCGCGAACGGGUGUAAAAUCUCCUGCAGUGAGCUUCUUACUGAUAACAUCUACCAAGCUGCUCAGUGUGCCAAGACCAUAGUGAGACAGCAGGGCAUUACUGCAUGGGUGGCAUGGCGUAGAUAUUGCCGGGGUCGUGAUGUAAGCUCUUACACUGCAGGCUGUGGAGUUUAAACAAAAUCAUGAAAUGACAACUGCUUUAAUUAUAUUAAACUUGAAUGUUUAAUAUAAUCGAAACAAAUCGUUGGUAACGAUGAAAUAA